Messenger RNA from Lathyrus sativus (Indian pea), 888 nucleotides. The record is from the annotation of a GenBank genome assembly. Lineage: Eukaryota; Viridiplantae; Streptophyta; Magnoliopsida; Fabales; Fabaceae.
AUGGAUCUAACUCAACUCAGUCCUGCACAGAUUACUGUGUAUGGAUCUGCAUUCUGUGUCAUGCUUUCUAUGCAUUUCACUCUGCAAUUACUGUCUCAGCAUCUUUUCUAUUGGAAGAAUCCAAAAGAACAAAAGGCUAUUAUCAUUAUUAUCCUCAUGGCUCCUAUUUAUGCUAUUACAUCCUUUGUGGGUCUCUUGGAUAUUAGAGGAAGUAGAGAGUUUUUCACACUUUUGGAGUCUGUUAAAGAAUGCUAUGAAGCUCUUGUCAUUGCUAAGUUCUUGGCUUUGAUGUAUAGUUACUUGAAUAUAUCGAUUAGUAGGAAUAUUGUGCCCGAUGAAAUUAAAGGAAGGGAAAUUCAUCACUCCUUUCCUAUGACACUUUUUCAGCCUCAUUCGGUUCGGCUAAACCAUCAUAAUCUGAAGCUUCUGAAAUAUUGGACAUGGCAGUUUGUUUUUACCCGUCCGGUGUGUUCUAUUUUGAUGAUUACAUUUCAGCUACUUGGGAUCUAUCCGAAUUGGUUGAGCUGGAUCUUCACCAUCAUUCUCAAUAUUUCUGUUUCAUUGGCCUUGUAUUCUCUAGUGAUCUUUUACCAUCUGUUUGCUAAAGAACUGGAACCACACAAGCCUCUAGCGAAAUUCCUGUGCAUCAAAGGAAUCGUUUUCUUCUGCUUUUGGCAGGGAAUGGUGCUGGACGGUUUAGUAGCAGCUGGCGUGAUUCAAUCUCGUCAUUUGAAAUUAGACGUGGAGCACAUUGAGGAAGCAAUGCAGAAUAUUUUGGUUUGUAUUGAAAUGGUGGUCUUUUCUGUUCUUCAACAGUAUGCUUAUCAUGCUUCACCAUAUAGUGGGGAAGUUGAAAAAAUGCUUAAACAAAACAAGAAAGAUGAAUGA